ACCUACCCAAACUGAACCAAUACGGAAACGGACCAGUGCGAUUCCCCCUCGUUUCUUCCGUUCUUCGCCGCGAGACCUUCGACCGCAACUCAACUCCGGCGAUCCCAAACAUGGCAGCAAAACCCUUGCGAGAACGGGCUAUGGAACAAGGUUCUGAUCAGAGUCUUUCAGAUGAGGACGAGCCUGAUCAGGUGACUUACGACCUCAAUUUCUCCGGAAGAAUCCAAUCCCUACUCUUCUGUGGUCGCAAGCUUCAAGAUACUGAUGAAGUAAAUGAGCAGAGAAUUUCCUCUAUGUUACCUGAGAAGGUGGAACUUUUGAUGUCUGAGAAUGGAAUUCACAGAACCAAUCAUGAAGACCAUGAGGUCACGCAGAAUCAGCUUAGAGAAGACCAUCAUGCAGUUUCUAGUAGUGAAUCUAUUUCUGAUGAGGAGAAUAUGGUCCUCACAGAGCUGUCAGAUGCCUGUCCUGCUCAUGUACAAGGAAGUCUUGUUGGUUCUGUAAGAAAAAAUCAAGAAGGAGAAUGCACAAGUUUGGAAGUAAUGGGGGAAAGCAAGGAGUUAUCUUCUUUGCACAAAAAAGCUUGCAGUUCCUCAUUCACCAGUCGCAUCUCAGAACCAAGAAAAGGUUAUAGAAGUGGCAAAAGCAAAUCCAAGGCCAAGUUUUCUAUUCGCUCAGAUUUGCAUUCCAGAAAACUACCCUCAUCUUGCUCCAUGGAAAAAAAUGAAAACCCUUUUAUGGCAACAUAUAAAAGCUUUGGAGAGCAUGGCAAUCUAGACUACAACACUUCUGAGAAUGUGAUGGUGCAUCUAAAGCAACACCAGAAAGUUGUGCCUGCCAAGUUAGCACCUGAUAAAAUAGUUGGUGCAUUGCCGUCAAUGGCUGAACUACUGGAAGAUUUGACAAAACAUGGGCAAGCUACAGAAGCUUUAGAUGUGAAAUCGCUGAAGAAUGCAAGAUCAAAAGAAAUAAAAACACCAUAUUCUGGGCGAACUGUUUCUCACUUGGGUUUGAGAUUUCUCGAUAAUGAAGAUCCCCUUGAGUUUAUGGGAUGUGGAACAUCUAGUGAGGAUGAGGAAUGGAUUCACAACCACUCAAGUUUUCCAAGGGAAAGUAUCAAACAACAUACUAUGGGAGAUUUAUUUCAGGAAACCUUCAAUGUAUCAGCUGAAGGUAGCUCUUCAUUGCCCAAGCACAGGAGUACAGGGUCUAGUUAUUAUGGGAGGGUGCAACAAGUUAUACAGAUUGAGAAAGAGAGACAUUUGGAAUUGUUAAAGCAGCCACAGACAGUACUAAGCGUGCGCAGUAAGAGACAUUCUACUCAGACUUCUUUUGACAAUUAUAUUAGCAAAUCCGAUGAACCAUAUGAGCUAAGCAUCAUGGUGCAGAUAAUAACAAGAUUUUUGGAGGCAAAACUGACAGUUUGCCAUUGCUUAUUUCUUGAAACUUUCGAGGGGCAAUGCGAGAAUGAUUCCAAUAAAUUUGCAGAACGGUUGGGAAAUCUGAGAACAAUUAUUUUCAGUUCAAAAUUUUGCAGCAAUGUGGAGCUUGAAGUAGGUAGUUAUAUUCGCAUACAUCCGCCAUGGAAAGAGGUUCUAGGUACCAAAGAUGAGAAGAUCAUAUUGUGCAGUUACUUCUCGCAGAUUUUGACAUGACUCUUUUAUGAAAACUGUGGCAUGGAUGAUGACCUCAGACUGCAAGAUUUCAUCAAAAUUCUAUAUAUUCCCUCUUUUAGACAUGCUAAAUUCCAAGCGGAAUCUCUCUUUUUCCCAUCA
Molecule: messenger RNA, 1775 nt
Organism: Zingiber officinale
Lineage: Eukaryota; Viridiplantae; Streptophyta; Magnoliopsida; Zingiberales; Zingiberaceae
Exons: 13
Coding region: 111-1655 (514 amino acids)
Source: RefSeq, a predicted model, not a curated record